AUGAAAAUCACAACUACUCUCUUCUCUCUAGCAGCCGCAGCCGCAGUCAUGUUGCCUUCCGCUGUUGUAGCUGCCAAGAAUGCGACAAUCAGUGUAUUAAGCGACAAUGUUUACUUCUUGAGCGAAACAUUGUACCCUAAUUGGGGACAGAAAAUUAGGGCAGAUUUGAUUGCAAAAGCGGACUAUGUCAAGAAUCACGAUGUUGUUGUAAUUCAAGAAUGUUUCGCCAACAAUGCUUGCGACGUCCUUCGUAGUGGCCUUAAUUCUCAAUACCCAUAUCAAACCCCUACUCUUGGACGAAACAAAAAUGGGUGGGAUUCUACUUCAGGCGAAUACUCUUGGGUCUAUCCUGAGAACGGUGGUGUGGCCAUCAUGAGCAAAUGGCCCAUCAAGCAGAAGCAUCAAUUCAUUUUCAGUCAUGGCUGUGGAUGGGAUAAAUUAUCAAAUAAGGGGUUUGUGUAUGCUGUCCUUGAUUACAAAGGGACAAAUAUCCAUGUCUUUGGCACACACACACAAAGUGAUGACAGUCAGUGUGGACAGGGCGAAGCAGCAAGUUACCGUGCCCAAGCCAUGGAUGCCUGGCGUCGCUUCAUCGAUUCCCGCAAUAUCCCCAAAAACGAGUUAGUGAUCAUGGCAGGUGACUUCAACAUUGAUCGCGACACCAAUGAGUUCAAGGAUUUGUUGACACGGUUGGAUGUGCACCAACCCACAACCUACAAGGGUCAUGCUUGGACCUAUGACCCAAAGAACAAUCAGAUUGCACGUUACAAUGAUCCAAAUCAUCCUCAACAGUAUCUUGAUUAUGUCUUUACGGACAAGAGGCAUUUGGCUGUCAGAUCUGCAAUCCAAACAUCGCUCAAUAUCCAAUCUCCACAAUAUCAUCUCCAAGGAGUAGCCUAUAAUGAGUAUAGCGACCACUAUCCUGUCAUAACCGUCAUUGAGGCAGAUCUAGAAACUACACCAUAAGCAAUCCUCCUG
This is a messenger RNA of Lobosporangium transversale, 978 nucleotides long. Its product is annotated as beta toxin. Gene Ontology annotation, cellular component: extracellular region. The transcript is spliced from 4 exons. The coding region runs from base 1 to 966 and encodes 321 amino acids. Gene Ontology annotation, molecular function: sphingomyelin phosphodiesterase activity. The record is from RefSeq and is a predicted model, not a curated record. NCBI's taxonomy places the organism in Eukaryota, Fungi, Mortierellomycota, Mortierellomycetes, Mortierellales, Mortierellaceae.